UUCUUUUGCUAAAAAAUCAUUUGGCCUAAGCCCAAGAGAGAUUGAAAUGUACCCCUGACCCUGAGAAAGUGGCGAAGAGAAUGGGUGGGUCUAGCAGUAGCAGUAGCAGUAGCAGUAGCAGCAAGGACGCCCAAGACCUUUUCCGCGCUCUUUGGUCUGCUUAUGCUUCAACCCCAACAAAUCUCAAGAUCAUUGACCUCUACGUAAUCUAUGCCGUCUUCACCGCUCUCAUCCAGGUUGUUUACAUGGCUUUUGUGGGAUCAUUUCCAUUUAACUCCUUCCUAUCAGGAGUACUUUCUUGUGUAGGAACUGCUGUUCUUGCUGCGCAGCAUGGGACUUAUAAACCUGCUACGUACAUAGGCAUAAAUCUUGUUCUUGUCUUUCUGAUCAUUGUUAUCCUCCUUCAUUUUGGACCAGUCUGUCUCAGGAUCCAAGUGAAUAAAGAUAACAAGGAAUUCAAGGAUCUUGCACCUGAGCGUGCUUUUGCGGAUUUUGUUCUCUGUAAUUUGGUGCUUCAUUUGGUGAUCAUGAACUUCCUUGGUUAAAUUGGUUCGUGUGGCUGUUGUUGUUUUCGAUUGAACCCUUGAAUAAUAAAAAUUAGUAGUAUACCUAGACUUUUUGUAAUAGUAUUUAUAGACAGUAACUGGCAUCCAACUAAUUGCUUUAGUUUUAUGUUGAUUCCCCCUCCCCCCGCCACUUUUGGUUCUCUGUUUUGAAAGAAGAGAUUUUGCCAUCUUUUGAAGUUUAAACAACUUUUGAAUGGUGAAGAAUUACAGAAGGUAUUAUUUUUCA
This is a messenger RNA of Glycine soja, 792 nucleotides long. Its product is annotated as dolichyl-diphosphooligosaccharide--protein glycosyltransferase subunit DAD1-like. NCBI's taxonomy places the organism in Eukaryota, Viridiplantae, Streptophyta, Magnoliopsida, Fabales, Fabaceae. Bases 81 to 545 code for a protein of 154 amino acids. Gene Ontology annotation, biological process: protein N-linked glycosylation. The record is from RefSeq and is a predicted model, not a curated record. The transcript is spliced from 5 exons. Gene Ontology annotation, cellular component: oligosaccharyltransferase complex; membrane.